CGAUUUAAAGCGUGUCCGUGUCUUGCUUGUGUUCAGUUUUAGAAAUGCAUAAGAGUGCGUGACUAAUGCUUGAGUAAAAUUAAUUAAUCGAUGUUAUCGAUAUCGUCUUCAUGGGCAAUAAAAUAUAUUUUUUUGAAUUGACAAUCCUCUUUGCAGCGGGGUUUGGAUCUGGUGGUAGAAAUGAUCCCAGAUAGAUUAGACCUAUAAUCUAAGAAUCAAUCAACAUACGUGUUGAUUCUUAAGGUCUCUGGGUAAAUUUUAUCAUAGCAAUGUAUUUUAACAAAAAGUGUAGACAGCCGUAUCAUUUGGUGACCGACUAAUCAGUUACGGACGCACGCACGGUCAUGCACUUGCUAAGAUGGAAAAAAUAGUGAAGUGAAAUAUGAGCGCAAUAAUGAAAAUACCAAUAAAUUUAUACAUACAAAAGACAAAUUAAGAAACACCAGCACAUAAUUUAUGAAGUUAAAAUAGAAACCACCACAAAUAACUAAUGGACCUCUUUUUGUUUUACCUUUACAGAAUUAUUAUGCUUUGAAUUAUUUUGUGACGUAGUGAUUCUCACCAUCAAUCAACCACAAUAUCAAUCACUUUUAAUCGUUUCAUCCCAAGUACCUAUCAGGUUUCAAAAUAUAAAUUAAUAAAAUGUAUCCUCGUGUAUUGCGCGGUUUUUAUUCUCAGUUAGAAAAAGCUGCGAGGGCAUCCGGUUUCGUCGCCGGGAAAUCCGGCCGCCAUAUGAAGUUUCCAUAUACUUUUUCCGCUAAAAUUGCUCAAUUUCCAAUUUUUUUUUAUUGUAAACAUAAUCGAACUUGGAUGUAUUAUCCGUGGAGUUGCAUGUUAUCAUUUUAUUUCUUUGGAAAAAUUCAUGCGAUAGUAAAUUCUGAUGAAAAUAAAAGAAGUUGGGCAGAAACUCAAAGAAAAGCUGCUGAAAAGGAACACGAACAUUAAAAAAAUUACCAAACAAAAACCGUUGUAUAUUGUGAGAUAAAAAUGAUGAAUGAAUUUUUUCAUGGAGGUUGUGUAAAAAGAACGCGGAAAAAACCUUUUACACAAACAAACUUGAAUUAAAUAAAAUAUUUUUUUUACCACUAUCUAUCUCUUUCGAAUUGGUGCGAUUAAGAAAAUUUAAAGAAAAUCUAAAAUUUGAUUGGCCCAAUUUCAAAAAGAUGAAAGGAGAGUCAUUGAUGUAAUAUUGUAUUUUAAUACAUUUUAUU
Messenger RNA from Amyelois transitella, 1211 nucleotides. RefSeq lists its product as uncharacterized. Bases 643 to 945 code for a protein of 100 amino acids. The record is from RefSeq and is a predicted model, not a curated record. The transcript has 2 exons. NCBI's taxonomy places the organism in Eukaryota, Metazoa, Arthropoda, Insecta, Lepidoptera, Pyralidae.